Messenger RNA from Apodemus sylvaticus (European woodmouse), 5107 nucleotides. It is a transcript of the gene Tecpr1, whose product is annotated as tectonin beta-propeller repeat containing 1. Bases 104 to 3619 code for a protein of 1171 amino acids. Gene Ontology annotation, cellular component: membrane. The transcript has 25 exons. NCBI's taxonomy places the organism in Eukaryota, Metazoa, Chordata, Mammalia, Rodentia, Muridae. The record is from RefSeq and is a predicted model, not a curated record.
CUAGCCUGAGGCCGGGGGAGGGCCGGACUGUAGCUAAAACCUAGGAGUUCAGAAGCCUCCGCUGGGAACCCGCCCCGCCGGGCGUGGGCCCAGCACUGCGGCCAUGCCCUCCUCCUUGCUGUGGGCAGUGGACCUCUUUGGGAGAGUGUAUACCCUGUCCACAGCCGGUCAGUACUGGGAGCUUUGCAAGGAUGUCCAGCUGGAGUUCAAGAGGGUCAGCGCGGCCACCCAGUGCUGCUGGGGCAUCGCCUGCGACAACCAGGUCUACUUGUACGUGUGUUCCAGUGACGUGCCCAUCCGCCGCCGAGAGGAGGCCUAUGAGAAUCAGCGCUGGAACCCUAUGGGAGGCUUCUGCGAGAAGCUCCUGCCAAGUGACCGCUGGCCGUGGAGUGACGUGAGUGGGCUCCAGCACCGGCCGCUGGAUGGGGUAGCACUGCCCUCGCCACACUGGGAAUGGGAGUCAGACUGGUACGUGGAUGAGAAUUUUGGAGGGGAGCCCACCGAGAAAGGGGGGUGGACAUACGCUAUGGACUUCCCCGCGACCUACACUAGAGACAAGAAAUGGAAUUCAUGCGUGCGGAGGCGGAAGUGGAUCCGGUAUAGGAGAUACAAAUCCCGGGACACCUGGGCCAAGAUCCCCUCAAAGGAUGACCCCAGUGACCUCCCUGAUCCCUUCAAUGACCUGUCUGUGGGAGGAUGGGAGAUCACAGAGGAACCUGUGGGCCGCCUGUCAGUGUGGGCAGUGUCCCUGCAGGGAAAGGUGUGGUACCGAGAGGAUGUGAGCCACCCCAACCCAGAAGGCUCCUGCUGGUCUCUUGUGGAAACCCCAGGGGAGGUGGUCCAGAUCAGCUGUGGGCCCCACGACCUUAUAUGGGCCACCCUCUGGGAGGGGCAGGCUCUGGUCAGAGAAGGAAUCUGCAGGAACAACCCAAAAGGAAGUUCCUGGUCGAUAGUGGAGGCUCCUGGGUCUGAAAAUGGCAUCAUGCAUGUCUCCGCGGGAGUCGGUGUGGUCUGGGCCAUCACAAAGGACCGCAAAGUGUGGUUCCGGAGGGGCGUCAACUCCCACAACCCCUGUGGCACCAGCUGGAUCGAGAUGGUCGGAGAGAUGACCAUGGUGAACGUAGGGCUGAAUGACCAGGUCUGGGGUAUCAGCUGUGAGGACCGGGCUGUCUACUUCCGGCAGGGUGUUACCCCCAGUGAGCUCAGCGGAAAGACGUGGAAGGCCAUCGUCGUGGGCCGAGAAAGUGACCGGUCACACUCUGGCAGCUCCUCCAGUCUCCUCAGUGCUGGCUGCUUCUUCGGUGACGAGGUGAGAGGCAGUGGCACGGAAUCCGCACCCAGUGACACCGACGCCUCCUCGGAAGUCGCCUCCUCGGAAGUCGAGAGACAGGGCCCUGAACAGCCCCUUCCUAGAGAAUCUCUGGACAAUUCCGGGAACCUCGAAGGGAGCUUGUCCAGGGGCCAGGACACCAGCGGUGGCCCUGAGCACCCCACAGAGAACGCCUGCUUGGCUGAGGGCGAAGAAAAGGCUCCCGAGACCUCUGGCUCUGAUGAGCGCCGUGGCCCGGCCUCCACGCCAGCCGAGCUACCCUGGACCAACAUCGACCUAAAGGAACCCAAGAAGGCAUCCAGCCAGCCAACCGCUGGCUUUCCUGAGGCUUCGGGCCUUUCCGCCCUGGGGCCCUUCCCGCUGGGCAUGGAAGAGCCCUAUGGGGCAGACGAUCAUCCUCUGUGGGCCUGGGUGUCCGGAGGUGGAUGUGCAGUGGAGGCAGGCUCUGCUCUCAAGUGGUUUACUGUCCAGUCGGGCCUGUCCCCCUCAGUGCAGUCGCUGUCCCUGUCCAUCACGCCCACCCAGACUGCUGCCUGGAGGAAGCAGAUCUUCCAGCAACUCACAGAACGGACCAAGCGGGAGCUGGAGAGCUUCAGGCACUAUGAGCAGGCUGUGGAGCAGUCGGUGUGGGUGAAGACUGGGGCCCUGCAGUGGUGGUGCGACUGGAAGCCCCAUAAGUGGGUGGACGUCCGCGUGGCCCUGGAGCAGUUCACGGGGCAUGACGGGGCUCGAGACAGCAUCCUCUUCAUCUAUUACGUGGUCCAUGAGGAGAAGAAGUACUUACACGUGUUCCUGAACGAGGUGACUGUGCUGGUCCCCGUGCUUAACGAGACCAAGCACUCCUUUGCCCUCUACACCCCCGAGAGGACGAGACAGAGGUGGCCCAUACGCCUGGCUGCCACCACGGAGCAAGACAUGAAUGACUGGCUGGCCCUGCUCAGCCUGUCCUGCUGCGAGAGCCGGAAGGUCCAUGGACGCCCGUCCCCGCAGGCCAUCUGGUCUGUCACUUGCAAGGGCGACAUCUUUGUGAGUGAGCCGAGCCCAGAUCUGGAAGCCCGUGAACAUCUGCUGCCCUGCGACCAGAUGUUCUGGCGACAGAUGGGAGGCCACUUGCGGGUCAUAGAGGCCAACAGCCGAGGUGUGGUAUGGGGCAUUGGCUAUGACCACACCGCGUGGGUGUACACAGGCGGCUAUGGCGGCGGCUGCUUCCAAGGCCUGGCCAGCAGCACCAGCAACAUUUACACGCAGUCAGAUGUGAAGAGCGUCUACAUCUAUGAGAACCAGCGUUGGAACCCUGUCACGGGCUAUACCAGCAGGGGUCUGCCCACUGACCGGUACAUGUGGAGUGAUGUCACGGGGCUACAGGAAUGCACAAAGGCCGGCACAAAGCCGCCAUCCCUGCAGUGGAGUUGGGUCUCUGACUGGUAUGUGGACUUCAGUGCCCCCGGAGGCACCGAUCAGGAAGGAUGGCAGUACGCCAGCGAUUUCCCUGCCUCCUACCACGGAUACAAAACCAUGAAGGAUUUUGUCAGGAGACGGUGCUGGGCCAGAAAAUGCAAGCUGGUGACCAGCGGGCCGUGGCUGGAGGUGGCCCCCAUUACCCUCAGCGACGUGUCCAUCAUCCCAGAGAGUGCAGAUGUUGAUGGGAGAGAACACCACAUUGCACUGUGGGCCGUUAGUGACAAGGGCGAUGUCCUGUGCCGCCUGGGUGUGUCUGAACUCAACCCCGCGGGUUCCUCCUGGCUGCAUGUUGGCACUGACCAGCCCUUCGCCUCCGUCUCCAUCGGAGCCUGCUAUCAGGUGUGGGCUGUGGCCAGGGAUGGCUCUGCAUUCUACCGGGGCUCUGUGUCUCCCUCCCAGCCAGCUGGUGACUGCUGGUACCACAUUCCAUCUCCUCCCAAGCAGAAGCUGACACAGGUGUCUGUGGGCCAGACAUCCGUUUAUGCCUUGGAUGAAAAUGGGAACCUAUGGUACCGAGCAGGGAUCACUCCCAGCUACCCGCAGGGCUCCAGCUGGGAGCAUGUGUCCAACAAUGUACGCAAAGUUUCUGUGGGGCCGCUGGACCAGGUCUGGGUAAUUGCCAACAAAGUCCAGGGGAGCCACGGCCUGAGCCGGGGGACGGUGUGUCGUCGCAUGGGCGUCCAGCCUCGGGAGCCCAAGGGACAGGGCUGGGACUAUGGCAUUGGUGGAGGCUGGGACCACAUCUCUGUCCGGGCCAAUGCCACCAGGGUCCCCAGGAACGUGUCCAGGGAUCAGGAGGCCCACGGUCCGGGUCCCGUUUGCUGCUGAGACCACUCCUCACCUGGAGGCAAGGAUGGUUUGAGCCUGAAGGACGAGGACUGAGCCUUUCUUGUGCAGUCUGGGAGGGCGUCACCCAGGACCACCCCCACACACAGGGAGUCAGGCCAGAGUCAGCCAUUUCUGCAGCACUGGCAAAAUCCCAGAGAUGUGAAACUGCGGGGGCACUCCCGAAUGCGUUCUGAGUCUGUAGGGAAGAGCCAAGACAACUCUCCGGGCCUCAGCCCCGGGGCCUGCCUGCAGUGCCUCACAUCUUGCCAGGCCAGGAACUCUGCCCUCCAGAAAUUCUGGCCCUAGAGAGGCAGAGGCAGGGGAGGACCCUUCCACACCUGGAGACCCCAAAUCCCCUCCAGGAGAAAUAGCUGUGGGGUCCAGGUCUGCAGGCCUCAGUCUGGCCAUUCCUCAGCAGGUUUUCCAAAUGGAGUUUUGCCUCAGAAGUUCAGCAAAGGGCUGGAUGCCUGUAGGCCCGGCACUCAGGAGAGUGAGGCAGGAGGAUUGUGAGUUUGAGACCAUCCAGAACUACAUAGCAAGACUGUCACAAAAAUACAUAUCUAGAUAAAUAAGCCAGGCAUGACAGUGUAUGUCUGUACUCUAUUGGUGAAGGCAAGAUUAGAACUUCAAGGGCAUCCUCAGGCUCCAUAAUAAGUUUGAGGCCAGCCUGGGCUACAUAUGAUCCUGCCUCAACAAAACAAGAUGGGUACAGGUUUUCUCCUGGAGGGUUGGGGUUCCCUCAUGUGAUACACUGGAAGGUAGUUUUCUUGUAGAGAAUCACCACUAUGAACUCCAACUUAGCCCCUCUUUCAAAGAUGGAGGUCUCCUUGCACAGGAUGGCCAGGACUGGGUGGGGGCAGCUUGCACCCUGAAUUUGAAGGAAGAAAUUUGUGCCCUGUGGAGAGGCUAUGGCCUGAAUCCAGGCUGUCUUUUGCUCCACGGCUGGGCAGAAGGUACCUUCUGCCCUAAGAUGACAAUGCUAGCAUGCCCCGUGUGGCCCAGCAGGCGACGCCUCGUGUCUCAGACACUGGUCAGGAGUAGCAGAGCCAAGCCUUUCUCCACUUACGCUGAAAGAGGACAGGCCCCUAACUGGUUUGCCCCAGAACCCUCCCUGUGUGAUGCUGUGGUCAGGAGGGGUAUCCCCAGAAGCUAAGAGGAUACUGCUCUGGGGUCCCAUCCCAAGGACAUGAGUGGUCCCGUGUCCUCCGCAUUUCCAGAGGUGGGACCAGACAUGCCCCACGUGCAGAGAGGCGUCAAGAGGUCGCUCGCCCUCAUGCCAGUGUCAGGAUUCCAAGGGGGCAUUGGGGUUGUCCCCAGCAGCUGUGACUUCUGUCUUCUGCACUUGGUUCUCAGCCGAGUCCCACCAGGGUGUCACCAGGGUGACGUGUCACAUCCUCUCUCUGCUGAGCACCAACCCUUCAGCCCCUCAGUGGCACCAAGCCAGUGUCUCCCCAGAUGUUCUAUUUAAUAAACAUUUAUACCACGGAA